UUUCUACACUUUCUCUUCUUAAAAUGUGAUUUUAAACCUAACGACACUGCUAACAUUAUGCCUUACCAUAACCUUAAAUUAAUACCAAAACAUAUUUUUUGUUUUUUAGGAAUAUUUACGAUUUUGACUUUGUGGCUGUGCUAUCUAGUGGAAACCAAGUGCACGGACUGAGCGGAAGUAUUGCCAUUUGUUUGAGCAUGUUUCAGGCGUGGCAAGGUAUAAGGUCACUCACCAACUCAAUUCAACGGUAUCCAGUGCAAAGACUAGUGUGUGUAAAGGCCACCACCACUAGACCGUGCUCAGGCUACCAGCAGGCUAAUGUGGUGAUCCUCCAUAAGAGCCUAGCAGAUGACUUCGAGGCAUUCUGCCAUGCCAACCCCAGCCCCCUGCCCCUGCUGUACAGGAGUCAGCCUGGGGAGUGGGGCUGUCCACCUCUCGCUGCAGACGCAGACAUCAGAGUGGACUGUCCCCAGUACUGUGUGUUUAAGGAUGGCCUGUUGGUAUCCAGAGUGUCCAGCCUGAUGUCCUACAGCGGUCAGCUCCAGGACAUGGUCAGCUUCUACCUGGGCUGUAGCUUCAGCUUUGAGAGGACACUGCGGAAGGCCGGGGUCCCUGUCCGAAAUGUGGAGCAGAACUGUAAUGUCAGCAUGUUCAGGACAUCUCUCCAGUGUAGAGGAGUGGGUCAGUUCCAGUGCCCUAUGGUGGUGACUAUGAGACCGGUACCUGAGGAGAAGCUGGACCUUGUGGCCCAGAUCACUCACCUGACCCCUCUGGCCCAUGGAGGACCCAUCCACAUCGGGGACCCAGCUGUGCUGGGGAUCCAGGACGUAUCCAGGCCGGAGUAUGGGGACCCGGUGGCCCUUGGCCCAGGAGAUGUACCUGCGUUCUGGGCCUGUGGGGUCACUGGUGUGGAGGCUGUCCAGAGUUGCAAGCCCCCACUGGCAUUCACCCACUCUCCAGGCUGCAUGUUCCUCACUGAUCGACAGGACUCAUCCGUCUUUGCAUCCACAUCCACCCCUGAGCCUGACCAAUGCCCUCUGACUUUCUCAAUCUCCCAGCAGCCUUUGCACUUCAGUGUGGCGUCUAAGGCUGUAGUCCAGAGCAUACGAGACCUGGAGAAGAUCAUUGGCGAGGACCCAGGGGAGAGAGGUAUCCGUGCAUUGUUUGUCCAGGAUGAGUUGCUGAGGUCUUGCCUGUCCCUCUCCCACUCCUCAUCUGUGCUCAUCACUACGGGGUUCCCCACCCACUACAAACACAACCCCCCUGAGGAGACAGACGGGCCCCCCGGAGCCAUCGCCAUAGCAGCCACCCUCCAGGCCCUCCAGAAGGAGGUUGCUAUAGUGACGGAUCACCGUGCCCUGGAGAUGAAUCAGAGGAUUAUGGAGGAUGCAGUAAAGAAAGGUGUGAUAAAGACAGCCGUACCACUGCUCAGUUACCAAGGCAACAGCCCAGACUCAGCACUGUACUUCCUGUGUCAUAACGGAGACCAUAAAAAGCCCAGGUUUGACCACUUGGUGGCAAUAGAGCGCAGUGGCAGAGCAUCUGAUGGGAACUACUACAAUAUGAGAGGAGUGAACAUCAAACACCUGGUGGACCCUAUAGAUGAUCUAUUCAUUACAGCCAGCACCAUCCCUGGCAUCAGCACCACAGGGAUAGGAGAUGGCGGGAACGAGCUGGGCAUGGGCAAGGUGAAGGAGGCAGUGAGAGAACACAUGCCCAAUGGGAGCCUGAUAGCCUGUGACGUGGCUGCUGACUUUGCCAUCACUGCAGGAGUGUCUAACUGGGGAGGCUACGGCAUGGCCUGUGCUCUAUACAUCCUCAGUCUCUGUCCCAUCCACCAGCGGUACCUCCACAAAGGCCUGGGCCAGCCUCACCCACCUACCCAGGACCAGCACCAGGCCUGGGCUGCUAGCCUGCCCUCUGUAGCCAAGGAGGAGGAGAUGCUGUCCAUCCUGGUACAACAUGGUGUCCGCAGCGGAAAGACAGGAACCCUGGGCAUGGAGGUGGACGGCCUGACCUUUCACCCCACACACUCUGACCUCAUCAUAAAGCUCAGGGACCGCACCUCACAGAGAAAGUGAAACUACACCUUACAAACUACCACCUAUGCAAAGUAGUGAACACACCACCAACCCACGCAGAGUAGUGAAAAUAGCAUGCCGUUGCUGUCAUUCGCAUCCCCUCCUCCUCCCUAUCCACCACACCACCUCCCCCAACGAUUGGAGAUGGUCCUUGGUCUGUGACCAGGUGGAAGCACCACCCGAGCCAAAAGCUACUAUUAUUUAAAAGCUACUAAUAUUUAAUUGCUCCCGAACGUUUAUUACGAACUUCAUAAAUUAAAAACCUUUAUCCUUUUGUACUUCAGUCGGUAGAGCAUGGCGCUUGUACUGCCAGGGUAGGGGGUUCGAUUCCCGGGCCCACCCAUACAUAAAAUGUAUGUAUGCAUGACUAAGUUGCUUUGGAUAAAAGUGUCUGCUACGUUGCAUAUAUUAUGUUACUAUAAUAUUACAAGCUAAAGCCUGAUAUCAGACAACGCCAUAAACCAAGUUGAUUUUAUAGCUUUGUGAUCUUAAUUCUAUUAUAAACAAGGCACUAGAUUAGAACUAUAUACAACAGUUUUUUUUGUGAUAUAGACCUUGAAUACCACAAUUCCCAACCUCUCAAAUAUCUUGUGUUGUUUUUUUUGUUAGUAAAAUCAUCUUGUGUUGAUUAGUAGGACCAAAUUAAUAUAACCAAAUAGAGAAUCAGUCACGCACACACAGAUCCGAAGGCAGACUGCUCUCAGGGACAGUUGACUGCCUUUGUGGCACACUGCCAACUGUGCUAUUCUACUAACACUUCGUCUCCAGCUUCCAUAUAAAAGUCAGAGGGGUCUGUGUGUUUUACACACCAGAAAUUCUGGCUUGGUAACUUUUUGUCUUCCUUAGCUAUGAGUUGUGAGCAAAACACUUGCGAAGAGCAGAGUACCACUGAAACCUGUGUUCUAAAAACCCUCUGUAAUUAUUCAGAGAUAUUGUUUAAAGUUACUCAACACACACUGUCUUACUAAUAUUAAUGGUGUUAAUGACAUUUGUAUUCAAAAUCAUAGUCACUUGUGAUUAUUUUAAUACACUACAUAAACUGUUAAAUCAUGCAAUACUAAUUUGAAAAGUAAUCAAAGUGUUAUCUGAUUAGACGCAGAGAUUCCAUCUACUAUCAGUGCCAGUGUGUGCCAUGCUAGGGGCCACCCUCCCUAAAUAUCCCACCUUCUCUCUCUCUCUCCCUUACUUCCUCCCUCCGCAGCCAACGUCACUCACAGAUCUGUCUAAAACAACCUUUCACACACACAUCUUACCGUCAACACUGUUUGACAAACACAUGGUAUGGUUUCAGGCAACCCUGCAAAGACUGAAGACAUAUUGAAUUCUCCAGCCAAAUAAUUAAAUCCAACAUUAUGCUCCUA
Molecule: messenger RNA, 3442 nt
Organism: Oncorhynchus tshawytscha (Chinook salmon)
Lineage: Eukaryota; Metazoa; Chordata; Actinopteri; Salmoniformes; Salmonidae
Gene: dglucy
Product: D-glutamate cyclase
Exons: 12
Coding region: 198-2081 (627 amino acids)
Biological process (GO): glutamate metabolic process
Molecular function (GO): D-glutamate cyclase activity
Source: RefSeq, a predicted model, not a curated record